AUCUGUCACAUGAUUUCAUAUUUAUGCCUUAAACCUGCAUAAGACAGCAAGCAGUUGCAGAACACACUAUUUCAGCCGCAUCUCAACCUCAACCCAACCCGCUUAUUAAUACGAAACCAGCAGCCGGUUUCGAGGACGUGGCUGCACGCUUCACAGGAUUCAAACGAGUUUACGAAGGAGACCGGCGCCUUUCAACCAGCAGAAAAAGCUCCACCUCGCAGCACCUUCACCUUCAUCUUCUUCCUACCAGCAGCACGUCGAGUACUUUCCUGCAACUGAGCAGAUUAACGCUAUAAUUGAUUGACUCUGCAUUGCCGGUUAUCUGGAAAUGGUCGUUCUCGCAGCCUCGGUCUGCACUCGCGGCGGCAAAGCCGUUCUGUCGCGUCAAUUUCGCGACAUGCCAAAAUCUCGGAUCGAAGCCUUACUCGCUGCGUUCCCGAAGCUGACCCACAAAGGCACUCAGCACACGACGGUCGAGGACGAGAAUGUCAGAUACGUCUACCAGCCGCUCGAGGAGCUGUACAUGGUGCUCAUCACAAACAAGCAGUCAAACAUCCUCCAGGACAUUGAUACCCUGCAUCUGUUUUCGCAGAUUGUGACCACGCUGUGCAAGUCCUCGGACGAGCGUGAGAUCCUGGCGAAUGCUUUCGAGCUCCUGAGCGCGUUCGACGAGAUAGUCGCGCUCGGAUACAGAGAAAACUUGACGCUUUCACAAAUUCGGACGAAUCUCGAGAUGGACAGUCACGAAGAGAAGAUUCAGGAGAUUAUUGCCCGAAACAAAGAGCUGGAGGCCAACGAAGAGCGCAAGCGCCGCGCAAAGCAAUUCGAUAUGCAGCGCCGCGAGGCCGCCAAGCGCGGCACCCCGUCGUUUGCCUCUCGUUCGUCGUCGUUCCCGUCGCACGGCGACUACGCGGUCUCAGCUGCCGCGCAGACCGCCGCGCACGCCGAGUCCUCGUACGACGACUACCGUCCCGGCGGGGCGGCCACGAAGCCGUCUGCGCCGCGAGGAAAGGGUAUGCAGCUGGGCAAGAAGUCCAAGGCGACGGAUAUGUACGAGCAUGUGCGUGCCGAGAUUGGAAUCGAGGACACGACGCCGACGCGGACUCCCGAGCCCGAGCCGGUGUCGCGCACGUCGGCGGCGGCGUCGCCUUCGCCCUACGCGGACAACGACGGCAUCAUCGUCUCCGUCGUCGAGGCCGUCAACGGCCAGUUCUCGCGACUGGGCGAGAUCGUGAACGUCGAAGUCCGCGGCGACCUGCAGCUGCGCAUCGCCGACCCCGCCGUGUCAAAGAUCCGGCUCGCGGUCGAUCUGCCUGGUAACGUCGCUUCGUUCAAGACCCAUCCCAACGUCGACAAGGCGCUCUUCAGCUCUUCGAAGCUCAUCGGCCUCAAGGACCCCGCGCGCGGAUUCCCCUCCAACAACAACCCGCUCGGUGUGCUGCGGUGGCGUCUGACCGGAGCCGGCGACGCCGCCGGCGCGGCCCUGGCUCCGCUGGGCAUCACCUGCUGGCUGAGCGACAGCGGCGCGAGCACGUUCCAGGUCACGAUCGAGUACGAGCUUCGGGCAGAGGACGCCGUGCUCGAGAACGUAAUCAUCACAAUCCCGAUCCCGAGCGAAGCGGCGGAGGUCAAUUCGAGCGACGUCGAGUACAUGCACGAGGGCGACCACAUCAAGUGGAUCAUCCCCGUCAUCAGCGAAGCAGAUGGUGCGUCGGGAAGCUUUGAUUUCACAGCAGAGGCCGAUGACGAGAAUGAUUUCUUCCCGAUGGGCGUCUCGUUCCGUAAGACGACACCGUUCGCGCCGAUCGACGUGCGCGAUGUCGUCUUGGUUGAGAGCGGAGAGUCGGUCGAGUUUACAAAGGAGGUCAAGGUCGAGACUGACAAGUAUGAGAUUGUCUAAUUCUUUUGUUUCAAUGUUUGUUUUCUUUCGAUGUAUGUUGUUGUUGUUUAGAACCGUGGCAGGAUUAGUGCUGCGUGUAAAAUUGUCAUUAUAAUAUGUUUUCGUAAUGUCCUACUUUCUGAUCCUACUGUAGUCAUAUUGUUCAUGCAUGUAGGCA
Molecule: messenger RNA, 2057 nt
Organism: Myxozyma melibiosi
Lineage: Eukaryota; Fungi; Ascomycota; Lipomycetes; Lipomycetales; Lipomycetaceae
Product: coatomer subunit delta
Exons: 3
Coding region: 329-1900 (523 amino acids)
Biological process (GO): retrograde vesicle-mediated transport, Golgi to endoplasmic reticulum; endoplasmic reticulum to Golgi vesicle-mediated transport; Golgi localization
Cellular component (GO): COPI vesicle coat
Source: RefSeq, a predicted model, not a curated record